AUGGUUUUUGGAUCUCCAGUGAAUUUUCAAGAGAUAAAUGAAGAAGCCCUUGUUACUGGGGGAAUCGUUAUGGUCUUUGCAUUAAUAUUUGGUACAAUAGCCAUAUUACAAACAUAUUGUGAACAUCAUCAUAUAUCUGUAAUGAGGGAAGCGUCUGUGCCAAUCCUUUUUGGACUAUUUUUUGGUUUAAUAACAAUUUUGGGAUAUUUUUCUUAAGGAAUAUAUUUUGAUUCGAGAAUAUUCUCUUUUGCUUUGUUGCCGAUUAUUGUUUUUAAAGAGGGCUAUUGCUUAAAUAAAUAGCAUUUUAUGAAAAACUACUUUUAUGUAUUGAUCUACGGUAUAUUCGGCACAAUUGUCCAAUUUCUCAUCUCAUUUGGUUUGACGUAAUCAUUAGUUAGUUCAAGUAUUUUUUGGUCUCCUCCAGAAGAUUAAAAGUAGGACGACUAUUCCUUCUUUGCUACGAUGUUCUUCUCAGCAUGUAUUACUUCAAAGGAUAGUGCUGUCAGCCUCAGUGUCCUUGAAUUCGAACAUGCUCCCAAACUCCACAGCAUUAUAUUCGGGGAAUAAAUCAUAAAUGAUGUGAUAGUAUUUGCGCUGUCCUCCACGACCCAAAGAUAUAAUAAUGAAAAUGUUCGCUUUGAAAGAGAUAAUUGGUAUAAUUUUUUGAUUUUCAUUGCAUUGACAUUGGCUUAAUUGCUUGUUGGAUUAAUUGUUGGUUUGCUGACUGGUAAUUCAACUAUAUUGAUUUUUAGAUGUAUAUCCGAGCACUCCUCUGUUUUAACAAUAUUUACUAUAUAUUGCGCAUAUUUUGCUUUUAGUUUUUGUGAAGCAUUUGAUUUUUGUGGAGUUAUGGCAGUCCUCAUUUGUGGAAUUAUGAUGUCCCAUUAUUAAACAUAUAAUUUACCGAAGUUGUCUGCAAAUUCAUCGAAGUACAAAAUCAAUAGAUUAUUUAGAAUUACUGUCAAAGCUCUUGCAUAUGCAAGUGAAACCUUUAUUUAUUUUUAUAUCGGUUUUGCUGUGACAGCAACUGAAAUUAAUAAUUAGGAUUACUUGAAAGGAUUCACAGUCUACCCUUUUGUUCUACUUUAAUUCUUCGUCAUUUAACCAAUGGCAAGAUUUUUAUCCAUGUUAUUAUCACAAAUGUUGGCAAUACUAAUUUAAAAAGAUUAAAAGCAUGCCUUGAAAAUCAACUUAUAUGAAUUCUUAAUAUUAUGCUAUUCAGGAUUAAUAAAAGGAGUCAUUGCAUAUGCUUUGAUCUGUGAAGUGGACAGUGAAUUUGUUAAAAGUACCCACUAUUAUCCGUACAUCAAUUUCGCAACCUUGUAUUUAAUAUUUGGAACUACUUUAUUUAUUGGAGGAUCUUUGAAAUAUGUAACAGAGUGGGCAUAUAGUCGAAUGGACUAACAACAUCUAACGGAAUCAUCAGACAACUCUGGAAUCAAAAGCAAUUUAAAACAAACCUUCAUUCGAGAAGAUAUUAAAGCCUAUGAGAGUGCUACUUAAAAUAAGUAAAAAUGGUUUAAGAACAUCGAUGAGAAUUACAUUAAACCAUUCUUAAUUUAUAAUUAUCUAGAAAGGAAAUAGGAUAUAUUAACUGCUAAGAAAUUAAAGAAGAAUAAGCAUGCCAUGGAGAAAUAACUAGAAGAAGAAAUGCAAAUGUAUGAGGAGAGUGUUAGAGAAAGAAGAGAAAAACAAGAAAUGAAGAAAAUGGCUAAGAAGAGUAAACUAACAAACUUGGAAUUAGAUAGUGGAGCAGAAGAAGAGGAAGAGGAAGAAAGUCCUAAGAAUAAUCAUCCUCAUGAAAAUUAGAAUAAUCAUCAUUGA
Molecule: messenger RNA, 1824 nt
Organism: Paramecium tetraurelia
Lineage: Eukaryota; Ciliophora; Oligohymenophorea; Peniculida; Parameciidae
Exons: 4
Biological process (GO): proton transmembrane transport
Cellular component (GO): membrane
Molecular function (GO): sodium:proton antiporter activity
Source: RefSeq, a predicted model, not a curated record